UCCAGCCCUCCUGAUGGGGUCCCUCUUAUUCCUCCAAGCUCACCUUGUUCCUUCCUAUAUCCCCAACCCCACAGACCACUGCUAGGCACAUAUAGGCGUCAAUGAUCAAAUUAACCAAUGAUUCAUCCCUCGAUCAUCAUCAUCUAUUUUUAAUGAUAGGCAUAUAGUCAGAACUCAAAUGUUUACAGAUAGAAUGCAGCACCGUUCCGCCAAGCCCAGGUGGCGAGUCCUCUUGGCAGCUGAGGAAAACGGAGGCUCAGACUGGGGGAGUGUGCCCCUGGGGUCCCUCCUUCCCAACCUUCAGCGAGGCCCGGGGAACUCACUUGGACCUCACAGGAGCUUCCCUCAAAACGCCCCGCCCCGCGGUGGGGAACAGCCGAAACCACGUGGGGCCAGAAGGUCACGAAGUCCUGGAAGCCCCGGGGACAGUCCUCCCAUAGGCCACCUCCCACCCCCGGGCUAUAGAGACAGAGGGACAGAAGGGCCGCCCUCGCGCUGCCGAAGCCCCGCCCCCGGCCCUUCGCCCGCCCGCGCCUUCAGCGGAAGCCGGAAGCGAAGGCGGGCCCUGCUAGCCCCGCGGCUCCGAACUCGGUGGUCUUGGAGGCUCCGCAGGAUGGGGCAGAAGAUGGCGGAAGAGGAGUUCCCCAACACAACUCACGAAGGUUUCAAUGUCACCCUCCACACCAGCCUGGUUGUCACUACAAAACUGGUGCUCCCGACCCCUGCCAAGCCCAUCCUCCCUGUGCAGACAGGGGAGCAGGCUCAGCAGGAGGAACAGUCCAGUGGCAUGACUAUCUUCUUCACCCUCCUUGUCCUAGCUAUCUGCAUCAUAUUGGUGCAUUUACUGAUUCGAUACAGAUUACAUUUCUUGCCAGAGAGUGUUGCUGUUGUUUCUUUAGGUAUUCUCAUGGGAGCAGUUAUAAAAAUUAUAGAGUUUAAAAAACUGGCAAAUUGGAAGGAAGAAGAAAUGUUUCGUCCAAAUAUGUUUUUCCUUCUAUUGCUUCCACCUAUUAUAUUUGAGUCAGGAUAUUCACUACACAAGGGUAACUUCUUUCAAAAUAUUGGUUCCAUCACCUUGUUUUCUGUUUUUGGUACAGCAAUUUCUGCUUUUGUAGUAGGUGGAGGAAUUUAUUUUCUGGGUCAGGCUGAUGUAAUCUCUAAACUCAACAUGACAGACAGUUUUGCAUUUGGCUCCCUAAUUUCUGCUGUCGAUCCAGUGGCUACUAUUGCCAUUUUCAAUGCACUCCACGUAGACCCAGUGCUCAACAUGCUGGUUUUUGGGGAGAGUAUUCUCAACGAUGCCGUCUCCAUCGUCUUGACCAACAUGUGUGAGCUGGAGACCCAAACAGUUUUGCCAAAAAACAGAAAAGGCACCAACAGUCAAAGCAGCUGGAGAAGAGAGCCCUGUGUAGUGUGUCGGAGAAGAGCCAUGAGAAUUUUAGGAGCCAGCAGUGUUCUGUUAGAGAAUAAAAUUCAACUCAUUUACGUGCUAAAGCAUAUUGACUUGAGGAAAACGCCUUCCUUGGAGUUCGGCAUGAUGAUCAUUUUUGCGUAUCUUCCUUAUGGGCUUGCGGAAGGAAUCUCACUCUCGGGCAUCAUGGCCAUCCUGUUCUCAGGCAUCGUGAUGUCCCACUAUACGCACCAUAACCUGUCCCCGGUCACCCAGAUCCUCAUGCAGCAGACCCUCCGGACCGUGGCCUUCUUGUGUGAAACAUGUGUGUUUGCAUUUCUUGGCCUGUCCAUUUUUAGUUUCCCUCACAAGUUUGAAAUUUCCUUUGUCGUCUGGUGCAUAGUGCUUGUACUGUUUGGCAGAGCAGUGAAUAUUUUCCCUCUUUCCUACCUUCUGAAUUUCUUCCGUGAUCAUAAAAUCACACCGAAGAUGAUGUUCAUCAUGUGGUUUAGUGGCUUGCGGGGUGCCAUCCCCUAUGCCCUGAGCCUGCACCUGGACCUGGAGCCCAUGGAGAAGCGGCAGCUCAUCGGCACCACCACCAUCAUCAUCGUGCUCUUCACCAUCCUGCUGCUGGGCGGCAGCACCAUGCCCCUCAUCCGCCUCAUGGACAUCGAGGACGCCAAGGCGCGUCGCCGGAACAAGAAGGAUGUCAACCUCAGCAAGACCGAGAAGAUGGGCAACACAGUGGAGUCGGAGCACUUGUCGGAGCUCACCGAGGAGGAGUAUGAAGCCCACUACAUCAGGCGGCAGGACCUCAAAGGCUUCCUGUGGUUGGAUGUCAAGUACCUGAACCCCUUCUUCACACGGCGGCUGACCCAGGAGGACCUCCACCACGGGCGCAUCCAGAUGAAAACCCUCACCAACAAGUGGUACGAGGAGGUGCGCCAGGGCCCCUCUGGCUCUGAGGACGAGGAGCAGGAGCUGCUGUGACCGAGCAGGGCCCCCCCACGUCCCUGGGAUGGACACCCAGCAAGCGCCCCUGAGGUGCGUGCAUUUGGCAGCCUCUUCAGGAAGAUGAAAGCCUGGUGGAGCCAAGAUGCUGCCUUCUUUACCCGGACCAUCUAGGCCAGCUGGCUUCUGAAACAUGUCAUCUCCCACUCCUCACCCAGCCAGACCUCUGCUCAAAGCGUCACUUCCAGCCUGCAGAUUAGAUGGAAACCUGUCCAGGUAAAUGUUUCCUUUUGCUUCUGCAGCCAAGACAAACAGUCAUCUGUCCAUCCCAGGUGCCUGCGAGGAGAAAUCCUGUGUGGAAGCCGCUGUGACUGGGUGUCCUCGGGGGAACGCUGGUCUGCAGUUUCUGUCAUUCCCAGCUAACGCCAUCAUCAUGACCCUAGGGGCGGGCAGAGCGAGGAGCCAGCUGCCAGUUUCCCUAUCAUCAUCAAGGUGCCUUGGGCCUCAGCAUCAGCAGUUCUGACCUACGUGGCAGGCCCAGAAACCUUGAAAACCUCACACUCCCCUUUGUGAUGUUGCUUGCACACCCUGAGAAAGAAAAACAGUGACCUUUUUCUUCUUUACCUCUGACGGGCACCUCGAAGGCUGUCUCCCUGGGUGACAGGCAGCCACUGCCUUCUCUGGGAAUACUGUGAAUGUUUACACUGGUAACCAGCACGUAGGCACAGGCCUUUCUUUGGAGCCCCUUUGGAAGCUGCAUCGCUGGUUUUGGGGUGAGUGGGCCUAUUUUGUGGUGUCAGAGCGCCCUCUAGAGGACAAAUCUAACAGUACAGUGCUUAGGCAGGCCAGCAACUUCUGAAUUUAGUUUAAAUUCAUGCACUUGAACAAAGUGGUGUGUCCAGAGGCCCCUUUUCUUGGGCUCCAUGGGGUCUGCCCACCGUUUACUUGCUGCCACCUUCACAGCUAAUCAGCAUUUCCUCUUCCCAAGUCUCUACUGUUUGGGGUCCCACUUGUCCUCCAUGCCAGGGUCCCAGUUCGCCCAAGCAUGGCGACGGGCCAGAGCCUGCCACCCCCUCCCCAGUGGCCUGCAUUCACAUGCAUCCGAUCCCCACCUAAAAUCCCCAAGCAGCCACUGGGACCCCAGGACCUGUUCCUCCCGUCUGUCACAGAGUGCUUACACUCUCUCCCGUACACAUACCCCGCCCUGACUUCAUGGGCCUGGCCCCCGGGCCUCUGAGGACAAAGAGCUGCCAAUCAUGUCCAGAUGAUUUGGAGUUAGUGACUUUCACAUCCACUCCUCACCUGCCCUAAUUUAACAAGCCUCGUACCUGCUUGCCGUUGCCCAUCUAUGGGCUGUUUUGGCAUUUCCAUGUGUGGCUCAGGGUCCCAGCUGGAGCUGGGACUUAGCACCCUCUGGGUGAUUUAAUUCAUCAUGUACAUGUGCUUGGUUCUCUGUGGGGACCCAGUAGGCCAGCAUGGGCCCUGGCUGGCAGCAAAUAUGUGUCCAUCUCUUCUGCCUCAGGCAGCAUGGCCCUGGAUGUCAGGAAGGACUGACCUUGGGACCCUUCAGGACUCAUGUCCAGCCCACAAGGCCAGGCCCCUUCCCUAAUGCCUUCCCUUUCCCCAGAAGUGUAAGUUGUAAGGCCAGUCAGGCCGGAAGCACGAGGUGUCCUUUUUAUGCAUGAAAAGUAAAUUUGUACUUUAUAGAGCUAAAAUAUGAGCAUUUUUGUUUUUGUAAUUUCCCCCCUUAACCCAAUAAUUUGAGCCAAACAGGAUUCUUUUACUCCACCUGAUACUCCCACUGGAGGAGUAAUAUGUGCAUAAUUUUCUUAUUUCCUUUUAGUGGAAAAGUAAGAGAAGAGGUCAAAGAGGGAGAGACCUUAGUCCACAUGAGGUGGGGGGAUAGGCAGGGAUCAUAUUGUUCUCUCAUCCCCCAACUCACAAGUAAUUUACUUUCUGCCCUAAAACUCAGGGUCCGAUCUCAGAGGUGGAAGUCGCAUUGCAAACUCAGUAUCUUGCCAGGAAAAAAAUUUUUUUAGUUCAUAGAGUAAGCAAUGAAAACAGGUUCUUUUCCAUUCAGACUGCUUCUUGCCACCGGGUCCUGCCUGGCCUCCCACUUUUAGCUGAGACCUAAAAAUGACACUACGGUAGAGAAGUACGUGGGGGAGUUGGUGGAAGGUCCCCAAGGCUUGGCUAUGGGGUAUGGGCCACCUUUCCUGGCAGGUCCCAGCACUGGUCUGGAUCUCCUGUGGGCCGCCUCUGUUCCUCAGCAGUCUGGCUGGCUGGCUAGUCACCUUUGGAACAGGCAAACGCCCACAAAGAGGCAUUUUUCUGGUGGUUUUUUCACGUCUUUGCCUGAGAAUAAAAAAUUGCUUCUGUCUACCUUUAGUGUAUCUAAUAAUUAUAUUAUUUGGUGUAAUAAAUGCCUAGAUUUUAAAAAUCCAGCAUAACUUUGACUUCGUGCAUAUUUAUUUCCUUUUAGGUCUAGGCCAUGGGUAGGAGAGCUGUAUACAGCACAUAGAGAAGGAAAACUUCAGAGUGAGGUGAAGGCUGUGGAGUCAGUGCCUUUGGAGAAGCUGGCCGUUUAGCCAGAAAAUUCAGAAAACAUGCCUGCCCUGUGGAGCUGGGGAAAGGAGCUGGCUUUUCCUAGGUCUCCAGAGAUCAAGCUUGGGCUGGCCUGGGCCAGGCAGAAAGUGGCUCAGUUCCAUAGUCUGAUGCUCAGACCCUCAGCCUAGAGGCAAAACUGAGACCUCCCACCCUCAGACCAGCCACCUCUUUUCACAGUGGGAAUGUUGACCAAGCCCUGGUUGUUGUGAGGACAAGGGGCAAGGCCUGGCCCAGAAUGUUGGCAGCCCGACUCCCCCAAGUCAGCCCAGACAGGCUGUGAUUUGCCUGCAGAUUCCUUUGUGUGAGUGGAAUGCAGAAAGAUUGGUGAAUGGGAAUCCUUCUCUCCUUAAAACCCACAUCACAGAUGCCAUCAGCAAGACUUGGCCUAUAAGGUCUCAGUUCCACAUUCCCACAGGUGCCCACACAUUUGGCAAAGUCCUCAGUGGGGUAGCAGGGACAGGAUCCCACUUCUGCUUUGGCGGGAGAGUCAGGGUGGUGGCCAGCUUUUCCUCAGCCGAGUCAUGGCCAUCAAGUUGCAGGCCUGGCUUGGGGUGGAUCUGUUCUUAGAACUGGUCCCUGAUUUAAGUGUGAGAAGGAAUCUCUCAGCAGCAAUGCUCUGCCUUUGACUAGAGCUUUAAAUGAAAAAAAGAGACCCUCCCCCUAUUCCCUCUAGAAUGCAGGCAUCUGUUUCUCCUGCUGGUUGGUAAGUAGGAAAUCAAAUCUGAAAUGUUCCUGAUACAGCAGCCAGGAUCAUUAAGAAGAUGUUCAACCAGGAACCCAGUUCCCAAGGCCCGAGGCCAUAUGUUUUCAAUGAAAACACCACAAUCAGAGUAAAGGCCUAAAGGGGAAAAGUAGCCACUCUCCCUUCCAUUUAAGCUUCUGCCAUUUCUCACACAAAUGGAGUUGUGUGUUUUUUAAUCCUCACCCAAAUAUAUGUUUUUCCUUAAUCCCAGAGAAAGGGGAAGCGAGAGGGAGAGAGUAAGAGAAUUAAACCCGAGACCUUUGGUGCACGGGACAACACUCCAACCAACAGAGCCACACUGGCUAGGGCUGGGGUUAGAUAUUCAGGGACUUCACUGGCCAUGUGUCAAAAGAAGGAAGACUCUAAUUUCCUCUGAUCCAGUCAUCCCACUGGCCCAUCCUGUUUUCCAUCCUUUCCCACCCCAGCCAGCAUUAUCCCAGACGGGGGAAAAAAAAAAAAACUUAGCCUUUCUUAACGGGAGUUGGUGUCCUCCCAGGCUGCUCUGCAGGACCUGCCUGAAGUGGGUGAGAGAGAGAGCUGAGUGCUUGAGUGCGGUGUGGGGAUGAAUGGGGAUAUGCAGGUCACCUGUGGGCCUUCAGCCACAUGGAAGAGCCUGUUAGCAUAUUCCUGGUGCUCACUUCCACAGUCCCAGCCCUGCUCUAAGUAACAGGGGGCACACUAGCCAGGGAAGUCUCCUUACUUGCUGGAGAGCUGUGAGGUUUCUGGCUUACCAAAGGCUUUAACGUAUUCUCCAAAUACAGCUCCUGCAAAGCUUGAUUUGUCCUCAAGGUGAAUCCAAAUCAUGUAGGGUUUUCGUUUUUAUUUUGAGAGAAAGAUUGAUCUGUUGUUCCACCCAUUCAUGUAUUCAUUAGUUGACUCCUUGUAUGUGCCCUGACCAGGGAUCAAAUCCGCAACCCUCGGGUAUCAGGAUGAUACUCCAACCAACUGAGCCACCCAGCCAGGGCAUAAUCUUGUCAAGCAAUUUUCUUUGUCAAAAUGAAGGAUUUGUUAUUUAUUUUAAGGACCACUUGGAAGGUCAGGCUUAUUCUUUUGUCAUUUGUUAGGUCCUGGUUCCUGAGAAAUGAUUUGCUGCUCUUCUUGAUGGGGCUUCAGAUUGUGUAGAGGAAGAUGGGUCAGUGAUGGGGGGACCUGGGGACUUUAGCAUCAGCCUGGUCCUGGGGACCUGGUCCUCUGCACACAGGCAGUUUUCAGAUGAUGCCCUGAUGCAAAUGGGGAAGAAAAUAGGGCUUUGCUUACCAAAAAGAAAAAGGGGGGAGGGGCACAAAAAUGUAGUUGGUUUACACUGUGGUGAAGUCCUACUUGCUGGUGGGAGGGCCAGCUGGUUCAAUCUUUUUGGAGGACGAUGUGGGGACACCUAUCAAAAGCCUGUAAGUGUCCCAUGCUUUGACGCAGCAGUUUCAAAUGGUUUGAAAAUUUUUUAAAAGGAUAACAUUUCAUGACAUGAAAUUUAUAUGAAAUUCAAAUGUCA
Molecule: messenger RNA, 7179 nt
Organism: Myotis lucifugus (little brown bat)
Lineage: Eukaryota; Metazoa; Chordata; Mammalia; Chiroptera; Vespertilionidae
Gene: SLC9A8
Product: solute carrier family 9 member A8
Exons: 16
Coding region: 179-2380 (733 amino acids)
Biological process (GO): proton transmembrane transport; regulation of pH; sodium ion transport
Cellular component (GO): membrane; Golgi apparatus
Molecular function (GO): sodium:proton antiporter activity
Source: RefSeq, a predicted model, not a curated record